AUGGUCUCUGGAGGAAGCAAUCCGACAUGGCCAUCGACAAUUGAGCCAACACAGCGAUCUGGCAAAGACAGUCAUAAUGUCGAACCCUGUGUCAAUGGCCAUGUCGGAUUGCCCUUGACGCGUACUACUAGCAAACUCUCGUCGUCCAGCAGCAACUACGACAGCGCAGGGGUCAUCAGCGCCAUUCUGGAUCGACCGGCCGAGCCGAAGAGUGGUACGACCACUCCGUGCAUCGAGGAGGAGGCACUGCCGUGCACCACCAACAUAUUGCCGAGCGAGUAUGUUCCAACGGUCUUCGACAACUAUGCCGUGACCGUCGUUGGAGGCGGUCAAACCAAUUACCACACACUGGCAAAGCUCAACGCCUUGAAGCGCCCGGCGGGCUCGAAGACUGCACUGAACCGCCCGGCAUUCAGAGACGUGGCGCAGAACAACCCACGGCCGCGUCACUCCAGCCGACCUGUCUACCAUUGUCGACGGUCGCGAGUCCACGCUCGUACAGGAGCCAAUAUCCUAUCGCAAGGCUCAUUCCCACGGCGAAUGCGAAUGCUCUGGUUGACAGAGACGGAGGAGCGUUACGUCGGCAUGCCGGCCCAACCUUCCUGGCAAUCAAAGGCCUUCGGCAACAUUUCUAGCAACCAUAACAAGUGCACCUGGCAUGGCAUCACGUCAGUCUACCGUCGCCAGCCUCUCCGCGACGUCAUCCGCGGUCAUUCGUUGAAAGAGUGGAAAAAGCAGCGUAAAGAAAGAAAGCGUCAAGCUCAGGCGGAGGUGGCUGCAAGAGCCAUCGCAGCUGGAGUGUCGGCCGCGCGACUUCUUCUAAGACCAGAUGUCUUCAGCCUUGCUAGCGACCUGAAGAAAGCCUCCCUGGCACGAGUAUCAGACAAGUCUCAUGCCAGGGAGGCUUUCUUGAGUCGAAUCAUCUCAGGCAUCGGCGUCUCGAUUGCGACUGCACCGGCCGAGGAGUAG
Messenger RNA from Cyphellophora attinorum, 969 nucleotides. RefSeq lists its product as uncharacterized. Lineage: Eukaryota; Fungi; Ascomycota; Eurotiomycetes; Chaetothyriales; Cyphellophoraceae. The transcript is spliced from 7 exons. Bases 1 to 969 code for a protein of 322 amino acids. The record is from RefSeq and is a predicted model, not a curated record.